This is a messenger RNA of Daldinia vernicosa, 477 nucleotides long. RefSeq lists its product as uncharacterized. The record is from RefSeq and is a predicted model, not a curated record. The coding region runs from base 47 to 322 and encodes 91 amino acids. Lineage: Eukaryota; Fungi; Ascomycota; Sordariomycetes; Xylariales; Hypoxylaceae. The transcript has a single exon.
GGGGAAGUGCCAAGCUCGAAAGAAAAGGACUUGCACAAAGAGCUUCAUGAAAUUUCAUGACCGCCACUUUGUCCGACUCCUCUUUUUGAUGACAGCCUACAUUACAUACCUACAUAGUAAAAUACCUUGGAUAGCAUUUUAUCUUUACAUUCAAGUGAUUGAUUUGCGAUCCAUCGAAUACCUGUUUUCCAUCGUUGUUGUUUGCUGCUUCAUCUAUCUGCAUGGAACUUGGGCGUUGCGCUAUCUGACCUUUACCUUCUUUUCCCUUCUGUCUACGGUACGUUAUUUCCGUUAUGAUAUGUCCCCUGUUCGUCUUAGAUGACUCUUGGAACUUGGCAGAAAUCUUUUUUUUUCUUCUUUUUCCAUCCCAUACUUUCGAUACCUGCCCUUCGUCGUCUACCCCCCCAAUCCCUAUCAAUACGAUGACAAUAACAAUAAUCUAAUCUGUAUUAGCGACAGCACCUUUUACGACGUUAC